Tricharina praecox is the source of this 1056-nucleotide messenger RNA. RefSeq lists its product as uncharacterized. NCBI's taxonomy places the organism in Eukaryota, Fungi, Ascomycota, Pezizomycetes, Pezizales, Pyronemataceae. Gene Ontology annotation, cellular component: nucleolus. Gene Ontology annotation, biological process: endonucleolytic cleavage to generate mature 5'-end of SSU-rRNA from (SSU-rRNA, 5.8S rRNA, LSU-rRNA); endonucleolytic cleavage in 5'-ETS of tricistronic rRNA transcript (SSU-rRNA, 5.8S rRNA, LSU-rRNA); small-subunit processome assembly. The record is from RefSeq and is a predicted model, not a curated record. Gene Ontology annotation, molecular function: RNA binding. The transcript is spliced from 3 exons. The coding region runs from base 1 to 975 and encodes 324 amino acids.
AUGCGUGCCAGAAAGGAACAGAAAAAACCCGCCGACCUGCUGGCUCUUGCCGAAGACAGCGGCGAGGAGGGCCAUGUGAGCGACAGCGACGCCGACGAGCGCUCAAAAAAACUUACGCAGCACCGCGCGAAACGGAGGAAGGUCCAACGCACCGACAACGACGAGAGCGACGAUUCUGAGGACGACGAUGACGACGAUGAGGAGGACGACGAGGACGACGACGGCGCAGAAGGCGAAGAAGAAGAAGAGGCCGAAGGAGAGUCCUCGAAGCUUAUCACGCACCCGUCGGCAUUGAAGCCCCUCACGCCUGCGCAACUUGCGCUGUCCAAAGAAGCGACGCACAAGACGGGCGUAGUGUACCUCUCGCGGAUCCCGCCGUUCAUGAAGCCACAGAAGGUGCGGGACCUUUUGAGCCGGUUCGGCGCGAUCAACCGGGUUUUCCUGGCGCCGGAAGAUCCAAAGGCACAUGCGAAGCGGGUCAAAUUCGGUGGGAACAAGAAGAGGAACUUUGUCGAGGGCUGGAUCGAGUUUGUGGAUAAGAAGGAGGCAAAGCUGUGUGCCGAGACGUUGAAUACACAGAAUAUCGGAGGGAAGAAGGGAAGCUACUACUACGAUGACGUGUGGAAUAUCAAGUAUCUCAGGAAGUUCAAGUGGCAUCAUUUGCAGGCGCAGAUUGCGUAUGAGAAUGCUUCGAGACAGGCAAAGCUCAGGGCCGAGAUUGCGCACGAGACGAGGGUCAACAAGACAUAUCUGCGCAACGUCGAGAGAGCAAAGAUGGUGGAGACCAUGCAGGAAGCGAAGAAGAACAAGCGGAAAGCGGAACAAGGCGGUGCUGGUGGAGAGAGUGCGGAGCCCACAAAGGUUGAGGUGCGAAGACAAUUCCGACAGCACAAGGUCAAGGGCCGGGCGAUGGAGAAGACAGAAGGCAGGGACCAGAGCGACAAGGUCAAGAGCCUGCUCAGCAAGGUGUUUUAAUAGAUCAACAGAAGGGAGCUGUUGGGCGUUUUGCGGGAAUCUUUGGUCUUGUCUCAGUGCGCAACUCAUACCUGCGCUACA